AGCCUGCUCCCAUUCAGACCUCACUACCUUCUGCCACCAUGAAUGCACUCCUGGUCCUGGCCCUUGUGGGAGCUGCUGUUGCUUUUCCUGUUGACGAUGAUGACAAGAUCGUUGGAGGAUACACUUGCAGAGAGAAUUCUGUGCCCUACCAGGUGUCCCUGAACUCUGGGUACCACUUUUGUGGAGGUUCCCUCAUCAAUGACCAAUGGGUGGUGUCUGCUGCUCACUGCUACAAGAGCCGCAUCCAAGUGAGACUGGGAGAGCACAACAUCAAUGUCCUUGAGGGCAAUGAACAGUUUGUCACUGCUGCCAAAAGCAUCAGGCAUCCCAAGUUCAAUUCGAAGACCCUGGACAAUGAUAUCAUGCUCAUCAAGCUAGCUUCCCCUGUGACCCUCAAUGCCAGAGUGGCCACUGUAGCUCUGCCCACCUCCUGUGCACCUGCUGGCACUCAGUGCCUCAUCUCUGGCUGGGGCAAUACCCUUAGCUUAGGUGUGAAUAACCCAGACCUGCUCCAGUGCCUGGAUGCCCCACUGCUGUCUCAGGCUGCCUGUGAAGCCUCCUACCCUGGGAAAAUCACCAACAACAUGGUCUGUGCUGGCUUCCUUGAGGGAGGCAAGGAUUCCUGCCAGGGUGACUCUGGUGGCCCUGUGGUCUGCAAUGGACAACUUCAGGGCAUCGUCUCCUGGGGCUAUGGCUGUGCCCAGAAGAACCUCCCUGGUGUGUACACCAAGGUCUGCAACUAUGUGGACUGGAUUCAGGACACAAUUGCUGCCAACUAGAGAUCCCCAAUCCCUCCUCAGUCACUGUUUCAAUAAAGUGCAUUUUUCAUCACUA
Molecule: messenger RNA, 834 nt
Organism: Peromyscus maniculatus bairdii (prairie deer mouse)
Lineage: Eukaryota; Metazoa; Chordata; Mammalia; Rodentia; Cricetidae
Product: trypsin-5
Biological process (GO): proteolysis
Molecular function (GO): serine-type endopeptidase activity
Source: RefSeq, a predicted model, not a curated record